Molecule: messenger RNA, 849 nt
Organism: Aspergillus niger
Lineage: Eukaryota; Fungi; Ascomycota; Eurotiomycetes; Eurotiales; Aspergillaceae
Exons: 6
Coding region: 1-849 (282 amino acids)
Source: RefSeq, a predicted model, not a curated record
AUGAGACUCAAAUUCCGGCCGCGCGAUCGGCAUGCGGCUGGGAGGUCUAGGAUAUGCAGGGGCUUAGUUGCUUGUGCUGAGGUUGCUUAUUUUUCGAGGCAGGGAGGGAGGGAGGAUAGGUUGCUAUUCACUGUGGUGUUGUGUUGCUGUUGUGGAUUUGUGUAUCAAUUUGGAGUACAUUCGGCUGGGGACAUUCUGGCAUUCUAUGGGUCUGGCCCGAAAUGUAAUCAAGGGCCAAAUAUUUGCAUUAAUUUCGGGACAAAGGUACACGGGGCCCUUGUAUGUACCAUACCAUACAGGCUACAGCGUAAUCGAAAGGCAUAUUCCAGAAGGAAAGCAACACCAGCUGAAAAAAGGAAGAAAUUAAAAAUAAGAGCGAGACCAUCAAGGCACGGCACAGUCUAUUCUAGAUCAUCGGCUCCCCGAGCAAGGGACGGUGAAAACUCUGCUGGUGAGAGUGCAAGUGUAGGCACAGUCAGGGAAAUAGUCCUAUCACCGCCAUGUCGUGUAGCAUACAUUGAAGUAAGUAUCUGCCAGUACGAUAGGACACUAUCACCGCAAUCCAUCUAUGCAUUCGAACCGUUGACGCCGAGCGGAGCUCUCUCAGCGGCACCCGGACUUGCUCCCGCGCCCGGCAGAGUUUAUCCAAUGGUGGUUAACGCAAUGCAAGUAGUCGCUCAGGAUGCUCUUGAAUAUUGUGACUCCUCCCGUCCCGACAGGCUGACGCCACCACGGGCCACAGAAAUCGCUACUUUCCCGGUCGCUGAUUGCGUGGGAGUCUUGACACCGGGGAAGGCCGAAUUCUUAUUGGGAGACAGCCUGGGGACUGGCCCUACGGAUUUGAAUUGA